Messenger RNA from Mangifera indica (mango), 2935 nucleotides. RefSeq names its product testis-expressed protein 2-like. The record is from RefSeq and is a predicted model, not a curated record. Gene Ontology annotation, molecular function: lipid binding. Gene Ontology annotation, cellular component: endoplasmic reticulum. Bases 214 to 2586 code for a protein of 790 amino acids. The transcript has 7 exons. NCBI's taxonomy places the organism in Eukaryota, Viridiplantae, Streptophyta, Magnoliopsida, Sapindales, Anacardiaceae.
GCGUUUUCCCUCUGCUUUCAAUUUUUAAGUAGUUAAUUCUGAUUCUAAAACUUUUUUAAUCUUAACUACAGAAGCAUCUGAUUCCUUCCGCCACUACCCAAAGUUGAAGAGGAAUUUCAUUUCAUUUCAGUCCCUUUUAUUAAUUCUUCGUUUCCCACGACAGUAUCAUUAAUUAUUAACCCAACUGAAGAUCAAGAUCACCCAUCAUCAGAGAUGUUACUGUUCUUUAUUGGGUUGAUUUUUGGCGCGAUUUCGAUACUGGGUUUGGAAGCUUUGGCUGUUUUUUAUAUUAUUAAUCGACUUACUAAAAAACCUGGAAUUAAAUCUUCAAAGCAGUCUGCUCAAGUUCUUGAUUCUCAACACUCGCUUGAUUUUGCUUACAAUAAACAGGGGCCUGUUUGGGUUCUGGAAUCAGAGAAACUUCCCAAAGAUAAGUUACCAAAAGAACAAAAGAGAAAAAAGGAUAUUUUGGAGGUUUAUCCCAUUCGCAAAUAUGCAAAACUCAAGGAUCAAACCCUUCUUUUGAAGGAAUCUGAUGGUUCCCAUACAGCUAUUCCGCUCAAAGGUUGUGUAAUAGAAGCUGUUUCAGCCUCGACUCUACCUUCAAGAAAAUGGGCCAAAAGGUUCCCUAUAAAAGUUGAAAGCAAGUCCUCAAUAAUAUACAAUUUGAGUAAAUUAAUCUACAUUUAUCUUGAGACUUCUUGGGAGAAGGAGUCAUGGGGUAAAGCCUUACGUCUUGCUUCAUGUGAUGACAAGAAAAGGCUAGAAUGGUACACCAAGUUGAACAAAGAAUUCCACAGUUACAUUAUAUCCUUAAACAUAGGAUAUCCUUCAUUUAUGAAACCCUCUGUUGGUUCGACUGUUGAGCCAUCUUCAAUGGGCACCAUUGGUGAACCAAUUGAUAGGUCUGGUAGGUUUGAUGGUUCUUCGUCGAGGGUUAGACACCUUUGGAAAAAAUUUUCCAGAAAGGCUUUACAGCCUUGUGUGGAUAAUAAGCCACUUUCUUCAUACUCAAGCCGUGAAGAGAGAAAGGUUUAUGAUAAAUUACAUCCAGCCCAAGAUUCUGUUUUGAGUUCUAGCUCUGCAAAAUCUGGAACAACAAAGGUGCCAAACAAUUCUGGAGAAGAUUAUGCUGAACCACUGUCAUCAAUGUUUCGUCCAUCAGGAAGCCAAAUUCAAAUUUCUGGUUUCUCCGACUCAGAAUCUGAUGACAAAUUUAUUACAGAAGAGGCAACUCUCUGCUGUAAUUUGUUAAUCUUUCGGCUGUUUUUUGAUGCCAAAAGCCACUUGGGAAUGAAAAGUUCCCUUCAGGCCCGAAUUCAGAGGACACUCUCGAAUAUGAGAACACCCAGUUACAUUGGUGAAAUCAUCUGUACAGGAAUUGACGUUGGGAAUCUUCCGCCUUAUAUCCAUGGUAUGAGGGUACUUCCCAUGGACAUGCAUGAAGCAUGGGCCUUUGAAGUCGACUUUGAAUAUUCUGGUGGAGUAGUAUUAGAUGUUGAAACAAGACUCGAAGUUUGCGAAUUAGAUGCAAAUUCAGAAUCAAGUUCAGUUGGGGAUGUUUCUUCAGACCUUCUUGAAGGUUUUGAAUAUUAUGGUAAACAGUUGAAUAUUUCUGAAGGGAAUAUCGGGGAACAAGUCCAAAAGAGUGAAGAAGAUGCUAAACUUGAUGGCUUGAAAAACAGCAAAAGCACUACUUUGGCAGCAACUUCAGUGUCAAGGUGGAAGUGUAUUCUGAAUUCUAUAGCCAAACAGGUUUCUCAGGUGCCUCUCUCUUUGUCCAUACGGGUUGCAUCUCUUCGGGGAACAGUGCGUUUACAUAUAAAGCCGCCACCUUCUGAUCAAUUAUGGUUUGGUUUUACAUCCAUGCCUGAUAUAGAGUUUGACCUGGAGUCAGGUGUUGGGGAUCACAAGAUUACUAGUGGACACAUAGCUCUUUUCCUGAUUAACCGCUUUAAGACGGGGAUCAGGGAAUCUAUGGUGCUUCCAAACUGUGAGAGUGUAUGCAUUCCAUGGAUGUUAGCAGAGAAGGAUGAUUGGGUUCCGAGGAGUGUUGCUCCUUUUAUAUGGCUUAAUCAUGAAGCCAGUAGCGAUCAUACUGGUGCAUCUGAAUCUUUUAUUUCCCAAAGUGGGGAAGCAGAGGCCAAGAUGGAAGCCACUAAAUCAACAUCAGUUGAUCACCCAGAAAGCAAGCAUCAAAAUCCAAAGAACAUAGAUUGCAUUAAACAAUCACCCACUAUCCCUAGAGCUGUGUCGAUGCCCUCAACAACCUCUGCCAUUCCAUCUAUACAGAAUAGCAAGUCUUUACAAGAGCUAAGAACUCCUUUGCUGGAAAGUGAUAAGGUUCAGGAAACAGGCCAACAGAAAAAAGAGGAAAUCCCAGACUAUCAGUCAUCCCCUAGGUCUUCACCACUGGUACAAAAACGAAGUUGUGCAAUUGAGGAGUAUGAUUCAAGGCCAAAGAAAGGAGGGAGAAGGGCAAGGAUGCUUGACCUUGGGAAGAAGAUGGGGGAGAAAUUCGAAGAGAAAAGGCGACACAUUGAAGAAAAGAGUAGGCACAUUGUUGAGAAGAUGAAAGGGCCAUGAAACAGUUGGCAAAAACUAUUGAUAGAAACAGAAAUGCAAGGCAUCAGAAUUAGAGCCUUGAUGUUUUGUGCUACUUUUAAGAUGCUUAGAUUCCCUUGAUUAUAGGAUUUAUCUGGAACUCUUGCUUGCAGACCAAGAAUCCAUGCAUUCAGAGAUCAUGGAAGUGCGGGCUUAAGGAUUACAGUUUAGAAUAAAAUGUAUUUGAUACGUUCAAACUCUAUAAAGCCUUGUUUACACUGUAUAAGUACGAAGCUGUUCUUUGACUUGACUGUUGAAUGCCAAUAGCCAUUUUUUCAUGUAAAGAACUUCAUUUUUUCUUGUAUAAUACUUUAUUGGUGUUGUAAGCUCA